AGACCUCCCGCACCAGGGCUCUGGUGAACAGCAAAUGCUCCACGCUGGGACGGGCCAUUGCCUGAUGCCUGUACAUGGUGGGCACUGAGAGACAAGAUUCCUGGGCCCUGCCUUCCAUACACUCCCCACGAUCUCGGAGGAAGCUCUGAGGACCCCGCUGAGAACCCACAGACAGGAGGACAACUGCGCUAUGACAGCAAUAAAGGCCAAGAAGGAGAAAGUUGAGGACCGCUGACAGCCCCGUGUGCUGUUGGGAGCUGCCCUUUCUACUUCAAACCUUCCUCUAGCAGACUGUGCAGGGACCCCCCACCACCACCAUCUGCCGCCAUGGUUGUGCAAAACAGCGCAGACGCCGGGGACAUGAGGGCAGGCGUGCAGCUGGAGCCCUUCCUGCACCAGGUCGGGGGGCACAUGAGCGUGAUGAAGUAUGACGAGCAUACGGUGUGCAAGCCCCUCGUCUCCCGGGAGCAGAGGUUCUAUGAAUCCCUGCCGCUGGCCAUGAAGCGGUUCACCCCACAGUACAAAGGUACCGUCACAGUGCACCUCUGGAAAGACAGCACAGGCCAUCUCAGCUUGGUUGCCAACCCAGUGAAGGAGAGCCAGGAGCCCUUCAAGGUCUCCACAGAGUCGGCGGCGGUGGCCAUAUGGCAGACGCUCCAGCAGACCACCGGCAGCAAUGGCAGCGACUGCACCCUUGCCCAGUGGCCGCAUGCCCAGCUGGCACGCUCACCCAAGGAGAGCCCGGCCAAGGCUCUUCUGAGGUCCGAGCCCCACCUCAACACUCCAGCCUUCUCGCUGGUGGAAGACACCAACGGAAACCAGGUUGAGAGGAAGAGCUUCAACCCGUGGGGCCUGCAAUGCCACCAGGCCCACCUGACCCGCCUGUGCUCCGAGUACCCAGAGAACAAGCGGCAUCGGUUCUUGUUGCUGGAAAAUGUAGUGUCACAGUACACGCAUCCCUGUGUCCUGGAUCUGAAGAUGGGGACCCGGCAGCACGGCGAUGAUGCAUCGGAGGAGAAGAAGGCCCGCCACAUGAGGAAGUGUGCGCAGAGCACCUCAGCCUGCCUGGGUGUGCGCAUCUGCGGCAUGCAGAUGUCCUUUGGAAAGCCGGGAAUGUAGUCCUCAAGAGAAUGGAGUGUGAUGAUUUGUGGUGUAAAUGGAAUCUCUCUCUGGACCUCAAAUCUUCUGAAAUUGAUCUGAUUUAUUUAGAAAGUGAUGCCUGUCAGGUAUUUUUGACGGCUGAUUUAGCAGCCAAUCUGCAGCCCUCCAAAGGCAACACUAAGGCUAUCAUAUCUUUCCGAUUUUUUUCAACACUGGUUUUCUAUGAACAUAUCAUGUAAUCUGAAGGCAGGAAAGACCUGAGAAACUGUCUUGGCCAGGCACAGGCUGCCCCUUCUAGGUAUGCCAGGCAGAGGGGUGCCACCCCCCCCCGGCCAUGCCCACUGCUGGCCUUAGUUCAGCCUCAGCUGCUGCCUGUGCCAUCUGAAUGAAAUGGGGGUUGCUGCCACUGUCCCCCAUCAGUAUCUCUCUUCCAUCUGCUCCCUUCUGGUGGCCAAGACACAACAGGGGAGGGGAGGAGAGAUGGUGCCAAGGAGAGGAGCCACCAGCCCCACAGAGCUGCCAUGAACCUCCCUCCUCCACCAGGCUCCCCUCAACUGCACUGGCUGCCUAGAAACCCUGUCCACACCUGACCUAGCCUGUCUUUUUAUCUUCAAACAAUUCACCCCACUCCACUUCAAGAGGCAUUACUGUUGCCUUGGAAUCUGCAGAGAAAGGACUUUAUAAACUUUGCUGAGGAAAUUUUAAUCUAGUUGGCUUUCCAAGGCCAUUGGCUGUGAUUUCAGAUUCCUAUUAAAGCUUUCUAGCUUGGGUUUGCUAAUAUUUGAAUUGAAGAGGGCCAGGAGCCAGGGCUUAAAUCAUGAUUUGGAGGUUGACAUUGGAAAUUCACAAGAAAGAAGAUCCAAACGUUUUCCUCGUGGGUGGAGGGUCACCUCUGUGGGGUGAAGGAUCUUUAGACCUUGGAUUACUAUUAAAGACUUGCACAGAAAGCAUUUUAAAAUGUAAAAGCUACUCUGGCACUUGAUGGAAGAUCAUCUUCUGCUCAUUUCAGUCACUCUUGCCCUACAUCUCCUAAAAAUCUGUUCAUAUAUUAUCCCAGCUUAUGAUGCUGCAACCGUACCAGAUACAAUUUGUUUAAGUUUCCAAUCUUCACAUUUUCUUUAUUCUUUUUAAUGUAAGGUUUAUCAAACAGAUAAGAAGUACUUUCUCUGCAAAGACAAGUACUAUGGAAGAAAACUCUCAGUGGAGGGGUUCAGACAAGCCCUCUAUCAGUUCCUACAUAAUGGAAGCCACCUCCGGAGGGAGCUCCUGGAGCCCAUCCUGCACCAGCUCCGGGCCCUCCUCUCUGUCAUUAGGAGCCAGAGUUCAUACCGCUUCUAUUCCAGCUCUCUCCUUGUCAUCUAUGAUGGGCAGGAACCACCAGAAAGAGCCCCAGGCAGCCCGCAUCCUCACGAGGCUCCCCAGGCAGCCCACGGUAGCUCUCCCGGUGGUCUCACCAAGGUUGACAUCCGCAUGAUUGACUUUGCUCAUACCACAUACAAGGGCUACUGGAAUGAGCACACCACCUACGAUGGACCAGACCCUGGCUAUAUUUUUGGCCUGGAAAACCUCAUCAGGAUCCUGCAGGAUAUCCAAGAGGGAGAAUGAAACUUCCUGGGCUUAUCUGGAUUCUUCUGGGCUAUAGAUCUCAAAUAGAGACCUGUUGGUUGCUAGGGUAGUCCAGACACCCCUUAGAUGUCUUCAUAAUAGUCCUAUCUACCUUCAAAAACCAUCUCUAUAUAUGGCAGACUAUAUUAACAGCUGCUGAACAAAUCAGCUCUGGAGGUGAUUCCACAUCCCCUGGCAUUAUGCUCUAAUGCUGCUCAUCGGAGAACAGACAGCCAGGAUAAAGUGGCACCUUCUGGAGUACACUGGAGGGGGCAGCCCAAGUUAGAGGCCAGCAUUGCUGACAUUCUGGAAUAUUUGCAUCUAAAAAUGUUUACUCGUUGCCAUGCUGCAGUCCGCACAAGCUGUGAGGCAGAAAACUUGACUUGAAGCAGCCUUGAAGAGUGAGUUCAUGAGCUCAUGGUUUUUCUCCUUGUAUGGACUGCUCGCUCCAAGGGCAGGCAGAGCUCAUGAAUGCCUCUUAUCUUCCUAAGCGGAGUUUUAGGUGACACAGGAUGAAGCAGAAGAGAUCUACCCAUCUCAUCUGCUCUGCACCCAGCUUCUAAGUGGACAAAGCCAAGCCCAGGCAUGAGCUCUGGCAAAGCAAGACCCCAGAUUCUCCAUUUUUGCCUGUGGAAAGGAGGGUCCCUUUACAGGCUUUUUUUUCCUUUUUUUCCCCCAAAAUCUCUUAAAAUGAGGAAUCUCUUAGCAGACUUUGGAGUUCCCCAUUCUGCCACAUUCUGACCAUGAGACGCGGCUUGCAGUGGGGGUGAACGCACAUAAAAAGGGACCACUGACGUCCUGCUCUACUCUCUGCUUUCUAUUUAUUUAUUUUGGGGGUGGGUUGGGGAGUCAGAAGAACCUGGAGGACGGAGGAAACCAGGGGCAAUGUUUACAAGACUGGUGGACAAGUGUAAAUAUGGAAUAAGAACAAACAGUUCUAAUUAAUUCCUUCUUCUGCAGUAUGGAAACCUAUUACGAUGCCCUUGAGUCAAGCACUGAGAUACGUUACCCAAUUAGGGAAAUAAAUUUGUUAAUAAAAUUGCUGAGGUCACCAGUGA
This is a messenger RNA of Homo sapiens (human), 3764 nucleotides long. It is a transcript of the gene IP6K3, whose product is annotated as inositol hexakisphosphate kinase 3. The record is from RefSeq and is a predicted model, not a curated record. Lineage: Eukaryota; Metazoa; Chordata; Mammalia; Primates; Hominidae. Gene Ontology annotation, molecular function: inositol 5-diphosphate pentakisphosphate 5-kinase activity; inositol-1,3,4,5,6-pentakisphosphate kinase activity; inositol hexakisphosphate kinase activity. Bases 328 to 1119 code for a protein of 263 amino acids. Gene Ontology annotation, cellular component: nucleus; cytoplasm. Gene Ontology annotation, biological process: inositol phosphate biosynthetic process; inositol phosphate metabolic process; organophosphate biosynthetic process. The transcript is spliced from 6 exons.